Staurois parvus is the source of this 761-nucleotide messenger RNA. NCBI's taxonomy places the organism in Eukaryota, Metazoa, Chordata, Amphibia, Anura, Ranidae. The record is from the annotation of a GenBank genome assembly.
AUGGCCUUUGGCACGGUGUGCUCCUCUGCUUCCACGCCGCCUUUAUGCUGCUGUCCAUCAGCCUGACCAGGUACAUGGCCAUAGCCCACCAUAGGUUCUACUGCAAGAAGAUGAACGGCUGGGCAUGUGCCCUGGUCAUCUCCAUGGCUUGGAUCCUGUCCAUGGCCAUGGCCUUGCCUCCAGUCUUUGAGGUGGGCACCUACAAGUUCAUCAGAGAAGAAGACCAGUGCACCUUUGAGCACCGUUAUGUCAAAGCCAACGACAGCCUUGGCUUUCUGCUGAUGUUGGCCUUCAUCGUGGCUGCCACCCAUUUUAUCUACAUGAAGCUUUUGUUCUUCAUCUAUGACCACCGGAAAAUGAAGCCAGCUCAGUUGACCCCAGCCAUCAGCCAAAACUGGAGCUUCCAUGGGCCAGGGGCGGCUGGCCAAGCAGCUGCCAACUGGAUUGCAGGUUUUGGAAGGGGACCCACACCACCCACCUUGGUGGGGAUGAGGCAGAGCACCCAACAUCAGAUCAAGAGGCUGCUGGUGCUGGAGGAAUUUAAGCAGGAGAAGAGGCUCUGCAAGAUGUUCUAUGUCAUCACUUUUCUGUUCCUCCUUUUUUGGGGCCCCUACUUGGUGACUUGCUAUCUGAGGAUCUUCUCAAGAACCUCCUUGCCUCAGGGUUUCCUUACUGCUGCGGUGUGGCUGACGUUUGCUCAAGCAGGUGUGAACCCCAUUGUGUCCUUCAUGUUGAACAAAGAGCUCAGGAUGUCUUUCAGG